AUGAUAAUUUUAAUGAAGAGAGCUGGUAUACCAAAAUCCAAGUCAUACUACUUCCUAAUCCGUAUGGUAAAUUGGUAAUUUUCCAAUUUAUUAUAAUUUUGUUUGAUUUGCAUUAUGCUUUGAGGCUUUCCAACUGAAAAACCUGUCACCUGGCCUCCCUCUCCCUCCCGUUCCUGCAAAUAUCAAGAUAGAUAGAAAUUUCAAAAUCAAAACCCUAAUCCAAACCCGCAAUCCCAUAAACGAAGAUUAUGUAUAUAUGUUGUUAAUUACAUAGACACACAGAAAUACUUGCCUCGUAUAUAUAGCAAUAUAGGCAUUGUGUUUUUACAUAAACACAUAGAAAUACCGUCCUCUUCUUCUUUGUUCACUAUACAUUGAAUUUUUGGCAGAUUGUGUGUAUAUACAACCGCUCUCACACGAAGAAGAAGAGGUGUUUGGGGCUCAUUUUGUUUGGAGAAAAUUAAAAGAUAUUAGCUAGGGUUGUUGAAAUUGAUUCUGAUGAUUAGGGAUUUGGGAAAAAGGAGAAGGAUAGUAGAUAAUAAAUGGGAAAUAAAUGUUUUCGUGGAAAACUUACAAAGAAUGGGAUCUUUCAUAAACUCUUUUGGUGGUUUCGACCACCAAGUAUUCUCAUAUUCAGUAAGAAAAAAGGAGCAAUAAAGGGUGAGGCAGCAACCUCAACCUCAGAGGCUAAAGAGGCAGAAGCUGCUAUUGUUCCAGUCCAGAACAAACCCCCUGAGGUGGUUAAGAUAGAAAAUGAAGAGAAGAAGGAACAGCCUGCCCCAGCCAAUACAGGAGGAAAUGACAAGGAAAAACCGGCAAAACCCAAGAAGCCAAACAAUGUCAAGAGAGUAGCCAGUGCUGGGUUGCAGGCUGAGUCUGUGUUGAAGACGAAAACGGGGAAUUUGAAGGACUUCUAUAAGUUGGGGGACAAGCUUGGGUAUGGGCAGUUUGGGACCACUUUCAUUUGUAUUGAAAGUUCAACUGGGAACAAAUAUGCCUGCAAAUCUAUAUCGAAGAGGAAGCUAGUGAGUGAAGAAGAUGUGGAAGAUGUGAGGAGAGAAAUCGAGAUUAUGCAUCACUUGGCAGGUCAUCCUAAUGUCAUAUCUAUCAAGGACUCGUACGAGGAUUCUGUGGCGGUUCAUGUUGUAAUGGAACUAUGCGCAGGAGGCGAGCUCUUCGAUAGGAUUGUUAAGAGGGGGCAUUACUCUGAACGACAGGCAGCCCAGCUCACUAGGACCAUUGCUGGUGUAAUUCAAACCUGCCACUCCUUGGGGGUUAUGCAUCGCGACCUUAAGCCUGAAAACUUCCUCUUUGUCAGUGGGGAGGAGGAUUCGCCUUUGAAGACUAUUGAUUUUGGAUUAUCAACUUUUUUCAAGCCAGGGGAAAUUUUCGAGGAUGUCGUUGGCAGUCCUUAUUAUGUUGCUCCUGAAGUUCUGAGAAAGCAUUACGGUCAAGAGGCUGAUGUUUGGAGUGCAGGCGUGAUAGUUUACAUCCUUCUCAGUGGUGUGCCUCCAUUUUGGGGAGAAACCGAGCAAGACAUAUUUGAAGAAGUCGUGAAUGGUGAACUUGACUUCAAAGCAGAAGCCUGGACUAAAAUUUCUGAUAGUGCUAAAGAUUUAGUGACGAAAAUGCUUGAUAGAGACACGAAAAAGCGACUAACUGCUCAUGAUGUUCUCUGCCAUCCAUGGGUGCAGGAUAAUGGGGUGGCUCCAGACAAACCUCUUGAUUCAGCAGUUUUAACUCGUUUAACGCAGUUUUCAGCGACGAACAAACUUAAGAAAAUGGCUCUCAGAGUGAUUGCAAAUAACCUUUCUGAAGAGGAAAUUGCUGGAUUAAAAGAAAUGUUCAAAGCAAUUGACACAGAUAACAGUGGCCAGAUUACAUUUGAAGAACUGAAAGAUGGACUACAUAAAUUUGGUGCAAAUCUUAACGAAUCUGAGAUACAGGAUUUGAUGAAGGCUGCUGAUGUGGACAACAGCGGGACUAUUGACUAUGGGGAGUUUAUAGCAGCAAUGCUGCACAUGAACAAAGUCGAGAAGGCGGACCAUUUAGCUGCAGCCUUUUCUUACUUUGACAAAGAUGGCAGUGGCUAUAUCACAGCAGACGAGCUUCAAAAGGCUUGCGAGGAGUUUGGCUUCAGGGACGUCGUCCUCGAGGAAAUGAUCAGGGAAGCUGAUCAAGACAAUGAUGGGCGGAUAGAUUACAACGAGUUUGCUUCCAUGAUGACCAAAGGAAACGCAAAUUUAGGCCAGAAGCGAUUACCAAAUACUUUCAGCAUUAGCUUAAGGGAUGGAGUGCAGAGUUGUUGAAACAGUAUGCAUUAUUUUCCUUCUGUUUUGAGUCUCCACC
Ipomoea triloba (trilobed morning glory) is the source of this 2349-nucleotide messenger RNA. RefSeq names its product calcium-dependent protein kinase 26-like. Gene Ontology annotation, cellular component: nucleus; cytoplasm. Gene Ontology annotation, molecular function: calcium ion binding; calcium/calmodulin-dependent protein kinase activity; calmodulin binding. The coding region runs from base 543 to 2309 and encodes 588 amino acids. Gene Ontology annotation, biological process: intracellular signal transduction; protein autophosphorylation; peptidyl-serine phosphorylation. Lineage: Eukaryota; Viridiplantae; Streptophyta; Magnoliopsida; Solanales; Convolvulaceae. The transcript has 8 exons. The record is from RefSeq and is a predicted model, not a curated record.